Ipomoea nil (Japanese morning glory) is the source of this 1172-nucleotide messenger RNA. RefSeq lists its product as uncharacterized. The record is from RefSeq and is a predicted model, not a curated record. The transcript has 2 exons. The coding region runs from base 76 to 999 and encodes 307 amino acids. Lineage: Eukaryota; Viridiplantae; Streptophyta; Magnoliopsida; Solanales; Convolvulaceae.
AUUACUAUUUUUUUCAGGCCAAGCAAACAGAAGAUACUAUGUAAUGUCCUUUUCUAUUAUUAACUGAGUUGAUCGAUGAGGGACUUCCCUUCUUGUUUUGGUGAAAGCGGUGUUCAGGUUGCAGAUUCUUCAUCAUCAUCAGGUAGUAGCGGCAGAGCUGCUCAGAAUCUCGUAACGUGUGUGUAUCUCUGUGAACUCCGAGGUGUUUCGCGCUUCAUCACUGUUACAUGGACGAAGAAUCUGAUGGGUCAAGGUUUGCUCAUCGGGGUUGAGAAUCCAACGGGUGAAUCCCUGUGCAAGGUGGACAUCAAGCCAUCGCUGUUCUCGAAGAGAAAAGGAUCCAAGAAUGCAGAACUGGGUUCAAGCGCGGUCGAGGUCUACUGGGAUUUCUCCAACGCGAAGUUCGGUUCUAGCCCCGAGCCAUUAGAGGGGUUCUACCUCGCCGUAACGCUAAACCAAGAACUGAUCCUCCUCACCGGGGACCUGCAGAAGCUCGCCUACAAGAAGAUCGACGCGGCAGUCACAAUCCCGGCAGCCUGCACCACGACUUUCCUCGCCAAGCGAGAGCACAUCUCCGGGAAGAAACUUUACGCCGCAAAGGCACAGCUGUCCGACAAGGGGGCGCUGCACGAUAUCUCGAUAGAAUGCGACGACAGCGGUCACGGGAGCAGCAGCAGCGACCCGUGCCUCGUGAUCCGGGUCGACGGGCAGCCCGUGAUGCAGGUGAGGCAACUCCGGUGGAAGUUCCGAGGCAAUCACACCAUCUUGGUGGAUGGGAAUCUGGUCCAAGUUUUGUGGGAUGUCCAUGAUUGGCUGUUUGGGAACACCGCUGCUGCAGCAAAUGGUGUUUUCUUGUUCCAGACAAGCUCAAGCUGUUCCUCGUCCGACAAACUUUGGAGCAGCCAACUUGCGUUCAACUGCUCAGAGUUUCAACAUUCUCAACCAUCUUGUAGUAAAGCACAGGGCUUUUCUUUGUUAUUGUAUGUUUGGAAAGAUUAAAACAUUUGUAAUUUGUAUGGUGAAAUUUUUUAGUUAUAUCUCGUCAGUAGUCAUGGUAAAAACUAUAGUGUACUCCGUAUUAGAGUUGGUGAUGGUAUUGCGAAAGUGGAGGAUAUUAUAUAUUUGUACUCAAUAAUCAUUUUGUAUAUUAUUUGUUUGUCCAUGUUGAUUAA